GAAGAGACUUCCUUUUAUUCAACAACAAAUACAUCUAUGUUUGACGGAUCAACAUUGUUUAAGAUAAUCGAUUCAAACUCCAAAAUAUAAUUUAGAGCUCUACAAUCUUUGCUCAUCGUGAUCUAGAUCUAACUGCUUUAUAAAACCUCUUUUCUAGCUUAUUUAUAGAUAUAUAAGGUAGUAGUACCUUAUAUAUAGAUCUAGAUAUCUAGCUAGAGUCUAGAUCUAAAUUUUUAAAAUGUCAAGUCAGACUUUGACCGAGGUUACAUAUGAGCCAACGGUGCACAUAAAGUUAACUACACAAACGAUAGCCGGUGACGGCAAGAGAAAUGCUAACUUACCUUUACGCAUUAAAACUAAAUCUAUCAAAUUAGAUCCUACUAGAGCCCUAGAACCAACACGCAAAAAGCUCUCAGCUAUAGAAUCUCAAAGAAUUAUGGCAGUGUUUGAAGAUACUAUUAAAAGAGCGGAAAUCGUAACUGCUUUUCCAUAUAUCUUACAAAAUAUUGAUAGAUUUAGAAUAUCUCUAGGUUCUGAGCUAGUGGAUCUGCUGCAGAAACAUAGCCACAUUCAGAGCAGCUAUGAAGAAAUUCGAAAUAAUUUGGAUAUUCUGCUAACUAAACGAAAAAAACAAAUUACAAAAAAACUAAAACAAAUAGCCUUAGCUAAAGAAGAAGAAGAAAAGAAAAAUAUUAUCUCACAAGAAAAUAUUUUAAAUGGUAGUGAUGAUUAUCAGAACUUGAACAUUGAGCCCUCUGCUUUGACAGAAGUAGAAUCUUCAAUACAAGGUGAUAUACAGCAGGAUGUAGCAGACAACACUCAGCGCAUGGUUAGAGAAGAGGAUGAAGAAGAAGGAAGGUCAUCAUCUGCAAAAAGUAAUCGUUCUUUUAUUUCUGACUAUGAGCCUCGCAUUGAAGAGACUAUGAGAAACCUUGGCCUUGUAGCACAACAGAUUAGUCAUUCUUGCAAAAAUAUUCUGCGCCUCUUCAAUCUUAAUCCUACUGCAAUAAAUGUCAUAUCCGAAAGCUGCGAAAGGAAUGAAGGUGGACAGACAAUAAUUUCCAAUAUGCAAGAACUCCGGGACAUACUAAUGCACAAGCUUCUGACCAAUCCAGAGGAAGAAAAGGAAAGAGAGGCUUAUCUAGAUGAGAUCUCAAAACGAGAACGACAUCAUUAUACAGUUAUUGAAAAACUUGAAAAAGAUUUAAAGACAGCCAUUGAGGAUAGAGAUGAAGAAAUUCGUAAGCAUAAUGAAAUUAUCAAACGUUUGCAAACAGAGCUUCACAACAUUGAGAAAGCCUCAGAUGAAAAUAACAGGCGUAUUCGUUUAGAGGCAGAAAAACAAGAGAUGGCUGAUGCAAAGAAUGGUCAGCAGAAAAGCCAAAAGCUCCAGUCAGAGAUCAAUGCUUUGCAAUCUGCAUUGAAUAGCUCUAUUACUGAGCACAGAGAGUUUGAAGCAGAUUUAAGAGCAAAAAAAUACAAAGUGGAAAAUGAGGUGGAUUUACUGAUUCAGAAAUAUGACCAGGAGCUUGGAGAAAGACAGGAUGAAUAUGAAGAAAUAGAUGCCGUGUAUGCAGGAGAGAAGAAACAGCUGCUGGAAUUGGAAGAGAGAUUUGCCACCCUGGAGAAGGAGUACCUGAGCAUCAUGGAAGAGAGGAGAGUGGCCAGGAGCAAGUUAGAGCGUGCCCAGAGAGAACUAGAGCUGGUCGUAAAAGCUGCCACUACAAUUCAAGCAUUCUGGAGGUCUUACAAAGUCCGCAAGGCACUCAAGGCAAAAGCCAAGAAAGGGGGGAAAAAGGGAGGUAAAAAGAAAUAAUUUUUGUCAUCAGUACACACUGAAGACUCAGGACAUAUCGGUUUGUUUUUUGGAUUCUAUGUUAUCAAGUAUAUAUGAUUUUUGUGAUAAAUUGUUUUAAAACAUGUCACUAGUUUGAUCCACCUACACCCGUCUGGUAAGAAUCUCUUUUUACACACAAAGAGCAAUAGUCUUUAAAAAAAUUAUGUUUAGUGAUUUAUUUGAGUAUUUAAGAAUGUUUACUUUUAUAAGGAUCAGUUUUAGUUAAAAAAAAUAGUAAAAUAAACCAAAUAUUAUCUAUAUAAAUUAUUGGAUAAAUAACUUUUGUUAUUGCUAUUACUGCCUAUUUUAGCCUGUCCUCUUUGGAUAUGGGCAAUCUUUCCAGUUUGCCUUUUUUUUGGUAUAGCCAAAUAUUUUAGGGCCAAGUGGGUUCUACUGUAGUGCUCUUACAAUGAUACAGUU
Messenger RNA from Biomphalaria glabrata, 2257 nucleotides. RefSeq names its product dynein regulatory complex protein 10-like. The transcript is spliced from 5 exons. The record is from RefSeq and is a predicted model, not a curated record. Gene Ontology annotation, molecular function: protein binding. NCBI's taxonomy places the organism in Eukaryota, Metazoa, Mollusca, Gastropoda, Planorbidae. The coding region runs from base 239 to 1816 and encodes 525 amino acids.